Perkinsus marinus ATCC 50983 is the source of this 643-nucleotide messenger RNA. RefSeq lists its product as hypothetical. The annotation marks the transcript as partial. The record is from RefSeq and is a predicted model, not a curated record. Lineage: Eukaryota; Perkinsozoa; Perkinsida; Perkinsidae. The transcript has 2 exons.
AUGGAGUUUCACCCGUUUUACGUGAAGUGGGGUUAUACUGUGAAAAACGCGAUAUUCGUGGUGAUAUGCAGUGGUCGUAAGACUCUCGUUGUGUUAAACGAGGUUGUCCCCGAAUUCCACCUGCGGCCAUAUGCCCGCAUGGAGCUCUUCCCCCGUGAUCCCGAAAGGGCUGCGGAGGUCAAUGCCUUGGUUCUACCGCCGCAAACUGAUCCCAUCCCGGCGGUCACCUACUCUGAACUCAGAGAGGCAGCCAAUGGUUUACGGAGAAGCGCGGCCCCUGGAAAGGAUGAUGUGACCAAUGGCGUCAUUCUCGAUACUCUCGAGGUGCUGAAGGACAACUGGUGUACCCAGUUCACUGAAGCCCUUGAGACUGGUAUAUAUCCCGAUGGAUGGAAGUCGUCCAAAGGGAUCUUCAUUCAUAAGGCCGGCAGAGACCCCACCAAGCCUAACGGCUGGAGGCCAAUCUGCCUGGUCGGUUCAGGUAGCAAGCUGUUCGAACGUCUCAUAGUAGAACGGCUUGCAUCUUGCCCGCAGAUCCAGAAGCGAUUGGACUCUCCGAUUGUCCAUGGAUUCUGCAAGGGCAAAUCGGUUGACUCUGCUGUCAUGCGCGUAGUCGAAGCGUUCAGGGCUGGCAGAAAAAGGA